UCUUUAGAGCUGGGAUUAGCCUGACAAGAUCUCAGUCAGAGUGAGGGAGUCACAGUGCCUCUGUGUUCCCUAACAGUGAAGCCCAGACUACUGGGUGCCUGCCAGCUUGUAUCAUUCCCACUGUCCACUGAUGGUGUGGGGAUGCAGCUCAUUUGUUCUCUUUACUCAAUAAUGUGUACCACUGGCAAACUAAAUGCAAGUUCAUUUGUGUAGAAAAUCUUGAAAUUUGAGUCCUUUGAGUGUUGUUAAGCAGGACAAGCAGGUUUAUAGUUGCUUUACCUUAAGCAGACUUGGAAGUGUGUAGUUUCAGUCUCUGCUUCCUAUGCGUUCUUUUGCAGCGAUGAGCUUGUCUGGCCGAUUUUCAGACCCUGUUUUUGGGAAAUCCUCGCUGCAGCAAAGAAGGGAGACUUAUUUGAUUCAGAGCAAGGUGUGUCAGACAGCUGUUUUGUGUUGUGGCUCUUGAAACUGAAGCGUGGACUGACUUCUAAACACCUGACCUGGAGAUUGAGGGAACUUUGAGUGAAUCUGGGCUCAUCUCCACAAGAACAAGAAUUUUCAGUAGCUGUGAGGCUUCAGCAUCUCCACCAUGUCCUCUUCUGCUGUCCCUUAUAAGAAUCAGCACUAUGCCGACCUGAAGAAGCUCUGCAUCCAGACCAAGACGUUGUUUGAAGAUCCUGAGUUCCCAGCUGACAAUUCAUCACUGUUUUACAGCAAACCACCUCCUGGAGUUGUGCAUUGGAAACGACCCGGGGAAAUAUGCAAAGCCCCGCACCUGUUCGUAGAGGGCAUCAGCUCCCACGACUUGAACCAGGGGGUUGUAGGGAACUGCUGGUUUGUUGCUGCCUGCUCCUGCCUGGCUUUAAAAUCACACCUCUGGAAGAGGGUAAUUCCUGACUGGAAGGAGCAGGAGUGGGAUUCAAACCACCAGGGGAACUAUGCUGGGAUCUUCCACUUCCAGUUCUGGAUCUUCGGUGAGUGGAUAGACGUGGUGGUAGACGACCGGCUGCCGACAAUCAACGGAAAACUCAUCUACUGUCACUCAAAACAGAAAAAUGAGUUCUGGAGUGCUUUGCUGGAGAAGGCUUACGCCAAGCUCGCUGGCUGCUAUCAGUCCCUGGAGGGGGGCAACACCGGAGAUGCUGUGGUGGACUUCAGUGGAGCUGUGUCGGAAGCCAUCGACCUGAAGAACGAGAAGUUCAACAAAGAUCAAAACAAACAAAAAACGUUUUUUGCUGAACUUCUCAAGGUGUGGGGUUGUGGAGGAAUCAUCAGCUGCUCCAUCAGGGCAGGGCAACAGGAAAUUGAACUGCAGAUGGACAAUGGGCUUGUGAAAGGCCAUGCAUACUCGGUAACUGCAGUCAAGGAAGUGCGUUUGGAGCCAAGGCAGGGCUACAUUGGGAAUGAAGCCAUUCCUCUUGUCCGCAUGAGAAACCCCUGGGGCAAAACUGAGUGGAAAGGGGCAUGGAGUGACAGUUCUGAAGAAUGGUCAAAAGUCAACGACACAGAAAGAAAACAGCUUGGCAUCACCGUAGAGGACGAUGGAGAGUUUUGGAUGUCAUUCAAAGACUGGUGCAGGUUAUUCACUGAUGCAGAUGUUUGCCGUCUCAUCAACACCUCAAUGCACUUUGGGAGCUGGACCGUAAACGAAAACCCUCUGCUGAACCGCUGCGGCGGCUGUGUUAACCACAAGCAGACAUUUCUGCAGAACCCACAGUACUUGUUCGAUGUUACCAAGGAAUCUGAUGAGGUCCUGAUCUCCUUGCAGCAGCAAGACAGGAAGAUCCACCGAAAAAAUGGUCAAGGAGAAAAUCUAACCAUCGGCUUCAGCAUCUUAAGGGUGGAGCUGAACAGGAAGUAUCGUCUGCACGACAUCCUGACGCAAGAGUGUCUGCAUACCUCCACCUACAUCAAUGCUCGGACAAUGUUCAUGAGAUGCAUGUUGCCACAGGGCCGAUACGUCAUCAUCCCCACCACCUUCACACCUUCCAUACAGGGGGAUUACAUGCUGCGACUUUUCACAGACGUGGACUCCGGUUGCAGGGAGCUAGCGAAGGACAAGCCAGAUGUUAAAUGCUGGACUCCGAUCUUUGGAUACCCUCAGGCUAUUUCCCACAUCUACGUGAAAGGAGCUGAGAUCCAUCAGCAUUCAGACCAGGUGGAUGGCAUAGAGCUGUAUGUGACCAUAUCCUGCGAGGGCCAAUCAGUGAGCUCUACCAUCAAGAAGAACACUUUGAACCCGGAUUUUGAAAUUAGUGCAGUUUUCUACAGGAAGAAGGUCUCAAAGCCUAUAAAGGUGCAGGUGUGGAGCACUAAUCUUGAGGAGGACAACUUCUUGGGGCAAGUAGUGCUGCCUGGGUUGGCCGAUGACAUCUCCCUCCCUCAGAAGCUCCAGCUGAAGAAGAACGGCCUUAAUAUGGCAGGCAAUAUGGUUGGCAACAUCUCUCUGAGGAUCGUCACAGCAAACCAGCUGACGGCCAUUUAAUGAAACCGUGCCUUUGUCAGGCUUUGUAACUUCCAGCACCCUCCAUUUUUUUAUUUACAAAUCUAAAUUUUAUGGAAGUUAAGAGAAGAGCAAGAUGCUACUCACCAGAUUCAUUGUUGACCUCUAUUUUAAACAUGCCUUUGUUUCAAUUAUAUUUAUAUACCUGUGCUUUUUUAAUGAAACCAUACUGUGAGUAACACUAAAGCAACACUACAUAUAGUGUAUAUGGCAUUGAGAAGAAAAGCACACAAUAUGAACAAAUACAUGCACUAUCUUCUUCUUUCUGUUUUUUCCAAAAAUCAUAAUCAUGCUUCAUGAUGUCAUCAACAAUAUUAUAUUAAUAAAAGGCAGGUAUGACAAAUUAAAAUAAAUUUCUGCUCCAAA
Messenger RNA from Girardinichthys multiradiatus, 2866 nucleotides. RefSeq names its product calpain-5-like. Gene Ontology annotation, biological process: proteolysis. Gene Ontology annotation, molecular function: calcium-dependent cysteine-type endopeptidase activity. The transcript has 13 exons. Gene Ontology annotation, cellular component: cytoplasm. The coding region runs from base 587 to 2482 and encodes 631 amino acids. The record is from RefSeq and is a predicted model, not a curated record. NCBI's taxonomy places the organism in Eukaryota, Metazoa, Chordata, Actinopteri, Cyprinodontiformes, Goodeidae.